Messenger RNA from Symbiodinium necroappetens, 885 nucleotides. NCBI's taxonomy places the organism in Eukaryota, Dinophyceae, Suessiales, Symbiodiniaceae. The record is from the annotation of a GenBank genome assembly.
AUGGCACGAGAGUUGCAGCGCCGCGACGACGAUGGCUUUGGUGCCAUCGUGGAGACCCUCGGCUCCGCGGCGGUUGGGGCCGCGAAGCGACGGCCGGUCUCUGUGUCCUUGUGGCUUCUGGGCCUGCUGAUUGCUGCCUUCGCCAAAGGCUUUACUGUCGACGAGGUGACCGAGGAGACGUAUGCCGUGGGGGUGCGACAAGCGCAGGAGGUGCAGGAUCAGGAGCUGCGGACAGCGCUCAGGUCCCUUCGAGCAGCCGAGGAUAAAUACCACAAUGCCAAGGGCUGGUUCUGGAGCUGCGAUGCGAAGUGCCAGAGGGCUUAUGACAAGUACACCAUGGCCAGAGAGGAGGCCGACAGGGUGCAGCAGAAGGUUGAUCGAAUCAUGAAAGACGCGCGGAGAGAGGUGGGCAUUUGGUCCGUGUUUGGAGUCCAGGAGGUUCGGGACCGGUUCUGGGCCGCAUGGCAGUCUGGGAAAGAUCUCGCCAUGAGGUACACGAUGUUCGAUGCCAUCUUCAUGGCCUUCGGUGGGAAGGAGGAGACCCUGGUUAGUAUCUUGCUGAAGCUGGCUUUCCAGUACGCAGCCAAUUUGACUCUGGGCUUAAUCUCCGCCUUCUUCUUCUUCAUGUACCAUGUCUAUCAGCUGUUGGUGAAUUACGGGGAGGAUGCGGUCUCGGGCUUGGCCUUCUUCCUCCUGGUUCUGGUGUCGGCUGCUUCGUUGAUCGGCACCUACCUGCUAACCGUCUACGGUGUCGUGGUAGGCGGCGGACUCUUCGUGCUGAAGCACGCCGAGCGGCAGGCCAUCCAUGGCCAAGGGACUCAAAGGCCUAGACAAGUCCAGUACGGCGGCGGCCGUGUGGGAGGCUACCGGCCUCACCACGAUUGA